CGGAACCACAUGUUUUCCCAUCAUUUCUAAACCGCUGGAAACUUUGCUGUCCAGAAAUUUUGUGGAAAAAGUGCUGAUAUAAUUACAGAAUGGCAGAAGAAGCUGAAGCAGAUGAGAAGAGAAUUUUGGCUCAGUUCAAAAGUGAAAGUGGAGAUGUUACAGGAAAUGCAUUUGAUUUACCUUUAAACAUCACAGCAGAAAAGCUACAGAUGAUCUGCAAUGCUUUAUUGACAAAUGAAGAUCCUAUCCCUUACUCUUUCUUUGUCAAUGACAUUGAAGUAACUGACAGUCUGGUGAAGGCACUGGAUGAUAAAGCCCUAGAGAACACAGAACAGGUCCUGGACAUAGUUUACCUCCCUCAGGCUAUAUUUAGAGUGAGGGCCGUAACAAGGUGCACCAGUACCAUCCCGGGACAUGCAGAGGCUGUCAUUUCUGUAUCAUUUAGUCCUGAUGGACGGUAUUUGGCUAGUGGUUCAGGAGAUACAACUGUUCGGUUCUGGGAUGUGCAAACAGAAACUCCUCACCAUACUUGUAAAGGUCAUAAACACUGGGUGUUAUGCAUAGCUUGGUCACCUGAUGGAAAGAAGCUAGCCUCUGGUUGUAAAAACAGUCAAAUUUGUGUAUGGGACCCAGAUUCAGGCCAUCAAAAAGGAAAAACUCUAACUGGACAUAAACAGUGGAUAACCUGGCUGUCAUGGAAACCUUUCCAUUUAGAUCCAGAAUGCAGAUUCCUUGCAAGCAGUUCUAAAGAUGGUACUAUAAAGAUCUGGGACACCCUGCUGAGUCAGUGUCACAUUACCCUGUCGGGGCACCUACAGUCAGUGACCUGUAUCAAAUGGGGAGGGACUGACCUCAUUUACUCCGCCUCCCAGGACAGAACCAUCAAAGUGUGGAGGGCAGAAGAUGGUGUUUUAUGUAGAACAUUACAAGGUCACGGUCACUGGGUUAACAUCCUGGCACUUAGUACUGACUAUGUCAUGAGGACAGGGGCAUUUGAUCCAGCUAAUGCAAAAUUAGUACCAGCUGACAUACAAGAAUCAGGUGAGACCUUAUACCUGUAG
Saccostrea cuccullata (small rock oyster) is the source of this 1061-nucleotide messenger RNA. RefSeq names its product notchless protein homolog 1-like. Gene Ontology annotation, cellular component: nucleolus. Gene Ontology annotation, molecular function: protein binding. The record is from RefSeq and is a predicted model, not a curated record. Lineage: Eukaryota; Metazoa; Mollusca; Bivalvia; Ostreida; Ostreidae. Bases 90 to 1061 code for a protein of 323 amino acids. The transcript has 9 exons. Gene Ontology annotation, biological process: ribosomal large subunit assembly; Notch signaling pathway.